AUGCCGGAGUUCAGGGUUUCCGGCUACGAAAUUCUCGAGGUGAUCAACAAAGGAUCCUUCGGAGUGGUGUACAAAGCCCGCGACGAAGCAACCAACGAGACGGUGGCGAUCAAGGCCGCCCACGGCCUCCUCAGCGACUCCGCCCUGAUGGAGAUGGACGUCCUCGAGUCCCUCCCGCGCCACAAAAACAUCGUCGGGCUCAAGAAAAUCUUGGCCGACCGCGGCGCCCUCAUCCUCGUGAUGGAGUACGUAGAAUCGGACCUCAAGACAGCGAGGGAAAAAUUGCAAAACCCCUUCCCGCCAAAACUGAUCAAAACCCUGAUUUUCGAAAUACUAAACGGCGUCGCUUUUCUCCACGACCAGGGCUUCGUGCAUAGGGAUCUCAAGCCGGCCAACAUCCUCUUCGGGGGCAAGAAUAGGGCCAAGAUAUGCGAUUUUGGCCUCUCGGCCCGGCUUGAGUCCCUGUGGGGCGGUGGGGUCGGGACGAUGUUUUACAAGGCUCCCGAGAUUCUUGAUGAUUCGGACACGUAUACGAGUGGGGUGGAUGUGUGGUCCGUGGGAUGCAUGAUGGCGGAGUUUGUGUUGGAUAAACCCCUCUUUCGCGGGCGUUCGGAUGAUCAUCAGCUUGAGUGCAUACGUAGGUUGGUCUGGCCACAGACCAACCUAGUACGGAUGUACAUGUCCAUGUCUGCCUCGUUAUUAGGCGCGACGAGGCUCAGUGAAUCGGGAUUGGAUCUGCUCGAGAAGUUUUUGGCGUUCGAUCCGUCAGAUAGGAUAUCAGCCAGAGACGCUCUCAAGCACCCAUGGUUCGAGGAGGAUUUUGAAGCUUGA
This is a messenger RNA of Salvia splendens (bonfire salvia), 831 nucleotides long. Its product is annotated as cyclin-dependent kinase 11. Gene Ontology annotation, molecular function: protein serine/threonine kinase activity; ATP binding. The record is from RefSeq and is a predicted model, not a curated record. Gene Ontology annotation, biological process: regulation of mitotic cell cycle; protein phosphorylation. The transcript has a single exon. Gene Ontology annotation, cellular component: nucleus. Bases 1 to 831 code for a protein of 276 amino acids. NCBI's taxonomy places the organism in Eukaryota, Viridiplantae, Streptophyta, Magnoliopsida, Lamiales, Lamiaceae.